AAACCUAAAGGUGAGUGAACACAUGAAGUGUAGGCGAACGAUGUGCACGCGCUGGCCGCUCGUUCUGUUGUAUCGAGAGAUAAAAGAAAAACCUACUUCCGGUGUGGUUGCGAAACGACGCUUUUUCGGAUAACGACGCGUUCAGGUGACGAUUUUCUCCGUUUUUGUGCGUUAAUUAUGUAGUUAAAGAGGGAUUUUUGGAAUUUUGACAGGGAAACAUGCGGCUGGAUGCUGCGUCCACGGCCCUUCUCUUCCUCAGCGCUGCCUCUGCUGUGAUUGUUCCACCUCCGACAAACGUGAGUGUGUUCUGCACAAACCUUCACGUCACAGUGAGGUGGACGUACAGUGACAAACAGCCACAAACUCGCUUCCACGUGAGAAUCCAAGGCUCUGACGGUGCUGGGUCUGAGAAUGAAACCACGGAGCACGAGUACGACCUGACUCAUUACAUCUGGCAGAGUGAUCUGCAUUACAUGGGCUUUAUGUACGUCACAGUCACAGCUGUACAGGGCGGGGAACGGUCCCUGUCUGUGAACACGCCUUCUUUCACCUUCAACGGCCUCAAGAAGGCUCACGUCACCUGUGCGUUAGAUUUCCCUCCUGUGAACGUGGCAGCAGAGGAGGCGGCGACCGCCGUCACGUUCCACAAUCCCUUCCACUUCUACACAGAGCUGAGGAAUUCUAAGAGGAACGGCGACGCUUUCAUCGAGUUCACUGUCGUCUCAGACCAGGGGGCGCUCGCACACACUGUCUGUCGGUCGACUCAGAUCGUCUGCAGGUACGACCUCAGUGUGUCGGACGACGUGGAGAAGUGCGUCACGCUCAGAGGACGGUUGGACUACGGCAACAACGUGGAAUAUGUGCUGUUCAAGGAGACCGAGCGCAUCUGCGCUCACACGCCAGGUUCUCACAUCGUGGUGACCACAGUUCUGCUGGUCGUCCUCGUCCUCGUUGUCCUCAUUGUGUCCAUCAGCAUCUAUGCGGUGAAGGCGUGGUCACUGAAGCCCUUCCCCAAACCCACGCUCCCUGUUCCGGUCCUGACAAAUCCCGACAGAGGCCGACACUUUUUCCCGGUGACCGGAGAAGAAUUCCACCGCGUGACUGUGCUCAUCCACGGCAGCAGGAGUCCGUCACUCUGCUCCGAGGGCGGAGACUGUCAGGGUGGAGGAAGUGGUGACGCGGGCAGAGGAGGAGGAAGUGGUGACGCGGGCGGAGGAGGAGGAAGUGGUGACACGGGCGGAGGAGGAAGUGCUGAUGCGGGUGGCGGUGUGUAUCUGCAGCCGCCUCCAUUCGCGUCGCUCUACACGGACGGACGACUUUUAGAGGACAGCAGUCAGGACCUGGAGGCUGUGGGGUUGAUGUCCACGGGACACGGGACAGACGACGACUCUGUGAAGACCGAGUGCUUUUGUAUGGAGGAGGAGGAGGGGGAGGAGCCAAACGCUGAGCCCCUCCCAGAGGACAACCGAAGUCACUACGACCGACCGCACAUUUUGUAGGUGGAGGAGCAGAGACAUGGACUUGACCGUGCGACGGACGUCAUGGUUCAGGAUUAAAGUUCUUAAUCCAAGAUCUUCUCAGGAUCAUGACUGUAUGGCGAGUGCGUGCU
Molecule: messenger RNA, 1609 nt
Organism: Solea senegalensis (Senegalese sole)
Lineage: Eukaryota; Metazoa; Chordata; Actinopteri; Pleuronectiformes; Soleidae
Gene: ifngr1
Product: interferon gamma receptor 1
Exons: 7
Coding region: 219-1499 (426 amino acids)
Molecular function (GO): protein binding
Source: RefSeq, a predicted model, not a curated record